AUGGAAUCGAGCAGAGGAUAUGUGAACGGGUAUGACGAUGCCAUUCUCAACGGGAAAGAGAACAUAAUUGUGAGCUGGAGUGGUCCUAAUGAUCCGGAAAACCCCCGCAACUUUCCCAGGUGGAGGAAGUGGGUAGUCACGAUCAUGCUUGGGCUCAUGACAAUCUGCGUCACAUUCGCCUCAUCUGUAUUUAGCACAGCGACUAAAGUGACCGCGAAAAAGUUCCAUGUCUCCUCUGAGGUGAUGGUUCUUGCUGUCAGCCUCUUCGUCUUGGGAUUUGCAUUCGGUCCUAUCAUUUUUGGCCCGCUGUCCGAACUCCACGGGAGAAGAAAGCCCAUGUUUGUGGGCAUGUUUGUCUUUGCGAUCUUCCAGAUCCCCGUCGCCGUUGCACAGAAUCUCCAGACAAUCUUCAUAUGCCGGUUUCUAGGUGGAGUUUUUGCGAGUGCACCUCUCGCGAUUGUCUCGGGUGUAUUGAGCGAUAUGUUCGAGCCAGUAGAACGUGGCAUCGCGAUGUCUGUGUUCGCAGGUGCAACCUUCGUGGGUCCAGUUGCUGGCCCGAUUGUGGGUGGAUUUGUGGUGAUCUCAUUUCUGAGCUGGCGCUGGACCGAAUACAUCACGGCCAUAUGGGCAUUUGCCUUCUCGACUAUCGGAUUCUUUGUCAUACCUGAGACAUUUGAGGAGACCAUACUCUCACAGCGUGCCAAAAGGCUGCGGAUUGCAACCGGUAAUUGGGCUUUGCACGCUGAAGCAGAAGAAAAAGUGGUCAGCUUGCAAGACAUUCUGACGCGUUAUAUUUUCCGACCAUUCCAGAUGCUAGCCCAAGAGCCAAUCCUCCUCCUCGUCACUCUUUAUGUUGGGUUUAUUUAUGGCUUUUUGUACCUUUGCUUCGUGGCCUACCCGAUCUCCUUCCACGAGGAGCGUGGAUGGGAUGAAGGAGUCGGUGCCCUGCCGUUCAUCGCCGUCAUCUGCGGCGUAUUUGUUGGGUGUCUCAUUAUUGUGGCCUUUUCUGUGACACGCUAUCGAAACAUCAUUCGCCGCACGGGGAGUGUCAAUCCCGAAGAACGCCUGAUUCCAAUGGCUAUAGGAGGCAUCUUUUUACCGAUAGGGUUGUUCUGGUUUGGGUGGACAUCAAAUCCGCACAUCACAUGGGUUCCGCAGGCCGUCUCAGGAAGCUUUCUGGGGGCAGGAGUACUGUUGAUCUUCUUGCAGGGACUCAACUACAUUGUUGAUGUAUAUCCCAUGUAUGCAAAUUCUGCGAUAGCUGCAAACUCGCUAUUUCGAUCUCUGUUGGGAGCUGGAUUCCCAUUGUUUGCCUCCGCGAUGUUCCAUAACCUCGGCAGGAACCUCAACCAGGUCCCAAAUGCCCCUCGUCGCACAUAUCUGAUCACAAUGCGAUCUUUUGCCUGGUUAGUCUCACUGCCUAUGGUAGUUGAAGCUGGUGAAGUUUUAUGGAGCGGAUUUUUCAAUGAAUCUGCAACAGUUGCGAACUUUGACAAUUGGUCGUGGUCUAACCAAGUUGGUGACUGGCAGUGGUAUAUCCAUGGGAGCGCAGCUACCGAAAAGUACCUCGGCCUUUCCUCAGAUUACAAGAACCCAGCCGAUAGUCGCGAUGAACAAGGAAUUCGUAUCACAAUUGAUGGAACGUCUUUCUGGAAUGGACAAACCAUGGAGCGAUCGGAGAUCAUACCCCAGACCAAAGCAGAUCUGGGAAGCGGCCAUUUGUUCUAUCACUUCUCACUGAGCACAGCAAAGAACAAUGCCCCCAACCCGGCAUUUGAACACCAGAUUGCCUUCUUCGAGAGCCAUUUCACCGAACUGAAAUACGGCCUGCUCAGCGGGGCUUCGGGUAGUGAAGAUAACAAACUCCGGUGGUGUGUUGACGGAACCUCGCACUGGGCGACCGAGCUGGAAGCGGGCACAUGGUAUAAUUUUGCCUAUGACAUCGACUUUGAUGCGCAGACGGUUGGCCUCUGGGCAUCGAACGGGUCUCACCCCCUGGCGCAGGUUGUGUCCGGCAUUAGCGGCUCGACUUCGACGAACUCGGCAGACUGGCACAUCGGUGAGUUACGGCUCGACAAUGGGGGCUCGAAUUCGACUGCGGAGGAUUGGUUCUGGUCAGGUAUCUUUGUUGAAGAAGCCCCGAUCACGGCUGCUAUCGCGGGCCCUGAGGCGAAUUGA
This is a messenger RNA of Penicillium brevicompactum, 2178 nucleotides long. RefSeq lists its product as uncharacterized. Gene Ontology annotation, biological process: transmembrane transport. The transcript has 9 exons. NCBI's taxonomy places the organism in Eukaryota, Fungi, Ascomycota, Eurotiomycetes, Eurotiales, Aspergillaceae. The record is from RefSeq and is a predicted model, not a curated record. The coding region runs from base 1 to 2178 and encodes 725 amino acids. Gene Ontology annotation, molecular function: transmembrane transporter activity.